CCAAAGGCACUACAAGUCCGUGCGAUACCUUCAAAGCUCGGCCCGCUUAAUUCAGAACUUGUUUUCUUUCCCCACGAUCCCAUCAUUACCCAUUCUUUCCACCUUCAAUUCCUCCCAAACCCUCACGAUGGCUUCAUUCAUGCGCAUGAAGGCCGCAACAGGCCUUUCCGGCCUAUCACGCGUCGCCAUCUCCCGAGCCCAACCCAUCGCUAGCCUCACACACAGCGCCAUCCUCUGCCAGCGCGAUCCCCAACGCCGACUGUUCAGCAACUCCAGUAUCUUCAAUGGCUCGUAUAUCGUCUCUGUACCACCAAUGGCUGAGUCCAUCACCGAAGGAACGUUGGCUAGCUUGCCCAAGAAGAUUGGAGAGGCGGUUGAGCAGGACGAGGAGAUUGCUAGUAUUGAGACGGACAAGAUCGAUGUUCUCGUCAAUGCUAGCGAGCCUGGUUCUAUCGCUGAGUACUUUGCUGAGGAGGGCGAUACCGUUGUUGUUGGACAGGAUCUUGCGCGUAUCGUGACGGGCGAGGAUGCUGGUUCUGUUAAGAAGAGCGAGGGCGAGGAGCAAAAACCUAAGGAGGAGCCUAAGAAGGAGGAGUCAAAGCCUGCUGAGCAGCCCAAAGCUGAGGAGAAGCAAUCUGCUCCUGCUGCUGAGGCCCCCAGGCCUUCAAAGCCUGCUGAGUCGAAGCCUGCGCCUAAGGAGUCAAAGCCUGCACCUCCCGCCCAAGGCUCAUCAAGCGGUCCCUCUCGCGGCGAGCGAGUCGAGAAAAUGACACGCAUGCGCAAGACCAUCGCCGCCCGUCUCAAGCAAUCCCAAAACACCUGCGCCUCCCUAACAACCAUCCAAGAAGUCGACAUGACGAACAUCAUCGCCUGGCGCGCCAAGUACAAAGAAGAAGUCGCUGAAGAGCACGGCGUUCGACUGGGUUACAUGGGCGCUUUCACAAAAGCUACUACACUCGCCGCGCAAAAAGUUCCCCAGAUCAACGCUAUGAUCGACACAGAGAAGGAGAUCAUCACGUAUCGCGAUUAUGUCGAUGUUAGUAUUGCUGUUUCGGCGCCUAAGGGCUUGGUUACGCCUGUUUUGAGAAAUACGCAUGAGUUGAGUAUUGUUGAGUUGGAGAGGGAGGUUGCUAGUGCUGCUAAGAAGGCUCGUGAUGGAAAGCUUACCAUGGAGGACAUGGAGGGCGGAAGCUUCUCCAUCAGCAACCCCGGUAUCUUCGGCUCCAUGUUCGGAACUCCCGUUAUCAACUACCCCCAGGCCGCUGUGUUCAACAUGAACGGCAUCCGUCAAGAAGUCGUCGCCAUCAAGGGCGAGGCCGUCAUCCGACCCAUGAUGUACAUCAGCUUGACCUACGACCACCGUCUCAUUGACGGCAGAGAGGCUGUCACCUUCUUGAACACUGUCAAGAAGUACAUUGAGGAUCCUUCGCGCAUGCUGCUUGUCUAAAAAGUUGUUGUGUUAGAGUAGAGUAGAGAGUUCAUUUGUAUGCUAGAGCGAUUGGGUUUAGACGGAGGAAUGGACAUUAUUCUGCAUGGCUGGCGCUUUUGUAGAGUUGGAGUAAUGCAGAUAUUUACUACGUCGCAUGUAUGUGUUUCUGUCGUGCGAUUUAGGACGUGAGGAGACCUAGAUAAAUACUGUGUCUAUGAUCCAAGCCAUUCCCAACUUAUGAGUACAUCAUAGCGCUUAAGGUUAAAAGCAAAGUUUCCGCCCAAAUGGCAUAAGCUGGCCACAAGGAGAGAUCUGUUUUUUGAACCCGGAGCCGUGCUUCAACAUCCGGUUGUGUCUGCAAUGUGCGGACCAUACUCUACGCCGUAAUCU
This is a messenger RNA of Fusarium redolens, 1819 nucleotides long. RefSeq lists its product as uncharacterized. Gene Ontology annotation, biological process: tricarboxylic acid cycle. Gene Ontology annotation, molecular function: dihydrolipoyllysine-residue succinyltransferase activity. The coding region runs from base 128 to 1447 and encodes 439 amino acids. The transcript is spliced from 4 exons. Lineage: Eukaryota; Fungi; Ascomycota; Sordariomycetes; Hypocreales; Nectriaceae. Gene Ontology annotation, cellular component: oxoglutarate dehydrogenase complex. The record is from RefSeq and is a predicted model, not a curated record.